Megalobrama amblycephala (Wuchang bream) is the source of this 1518-nucleotide messenger RNA. RefSeq names its product trace amine-associated receptor 13c-like. Bases 355 to 1359 code for a protein of 334 amino acids. Gene Ontology annotation, cellular component: membrane. The record is from RefSeq and is a predicted model, not a curated record. Gene Ontology annotation, molecular function: trace-amine receptor activity. The transcript has a single exon. NCBI's taxonomy places the organism in Eukaryota, Metazoa, Chordata, Actinopteri, Cypriniformes, Xenocyprididae. Gene Ontology annotation, biological process: G protein-coupled receptor signaling pathway.
AACAGUGACUUAAAAGGAAAAAUCUGGUCUCAAAGUAUAUGGCAAUUGAAAAGAAUGUAAUAACUUGAAAUACAUGGAUAUAUUUAUUACUGACAGAAACACAAUUCAUGUGAAAAGAAAUAGCAAAAAGAAGUUUGUCAUGUAAAUUAAAAGCAUAUAAAUGAAAGCCUUGGUACCAUUUUACUCUGUUAUUGUGUGGCUAAAUAUAAUAAUACAUACAAUGAUUAAAUAAUUAAAUCAUUAUGCAGCAUCAGAGUGGGCGGUAGAUGGGUUUGUCACUCUGAUCCAGACGCUGUAUAAAUGAAAGGACAGUAAAGAGAGAAGAACAAACUCCUAACAGGAGGAGACUCACUCAUGGCCUAUGAGACAGAGAAACAUGAGACUCAAUACUGCUUUCCUGCAAUCAACUCAUCAUGUAUCAAGGGAACACGCUCCAUAUAUGAAUACAAUAUCAUGUAUGUGUUUUUUUCAUUGCUGUCAGCAUGGACUGUGUUUCUGAACCUGCUGGUGAUCAUCUCCAUCUCUCACUUCAAGAAGCUUCACACUCCAACAAACCUGCUCAUUCUCUCUCUGGCUGUUUCAGACCUGCUUAUGGGACUUAUUGUGAUACCCAUAGAAGCCAUUAAAGUGAUUGAGACAUGCUGGUACUUUGGAGAAAUAUUGUGUGGAGUGUUUAUAAAUACCCUUGGACUGCUAAUAUCAUCAUCUCUCAGUAAUUUAGUUUUAAUUGCUGUUGAUCGUUAUGUGGCUGUGUGUCACCCUUUACUGUACCCACAGAAAAUGACAAUGACUAAAACUUUAGUAAGCAUUUGUCUCUGCUGGUUUUGCUCCUCAGCUUAUAACACUAACAUUGUAAUUAAUUAUGGUUAUUUUAACACCACAUACAGAUCAAAUGUGUGUUAUGGCGAUUGCUCCAUUAUAAUUAGUUUUGCCUGGAGUGUCAUCGAUCUGAUUUUGUCCUUUCUAUCUCCAUGUAUCCUGAUCAUAACUUUAUAUUUGAGGAUUUUCCAUGUUGUACAUAAGCAAGUGAAAGUUAUAAACUCUCUGAUGAAGGGUGGUAAAUGUGUAAUGGAAGGUUCAGUGAGGAGGAAAUCUGAGAGCAAAGCUGCUCUGACAUUAGGAAUCAUUGUAACAGUUUAUCUGCUGUGCUGGAUUCCAUACUAUAUCUGUUCUAUGUCAGUAACCUCUUCCACAAUCAUAAAUGUUUUGGCAUGGGUUGUAUAUGUUAACUCAGGUCUGAAUCCUCUUGUCUAUGCUUUAUUUUACCCCUGGUUUAAAAAGACUGUUAAACACGUCUUAACUCUGAAAAUAUUUCAGCCAGCAUCCUCUCUGGUCAAUAUUUUUACAGAUCAAUUGUAAUUAAACUGGUACUAGGCAAAUUUUUUACACACAGUAAAAUUAAAGGGAUAGUUCACCCAAAAAUGAAAAUUCUGUUAUCAUUUACUCACCCCCAAAUUGUUACAAAUCUGUAUAAAUUUCUUUGUUCUGCUUAACACAAAGGAAGAUAUUCUGAAGAAA